Ochlerotatus camptorhynchus is the source of this 2182-nucleotide messenger RNA. RefSeq names its product phosphatidylinositol glycan anchor biosynthesis class Z (gene PIG-Z). The transcript is spliced from 2 exons. Lineage: Eukaryota; Metazoa; Arthropoda; Insecta; Diptera; Culicidae. Bases 83 to 2113 code for a protein of 676 amino acids. Gene Ontology annotation, biological process: GPI anchor biosynthetic process. Gene Ontology annotation, cellular component: endoplasmic reticulum membrane. The record is from RefSeq and is a predicted model, not a curated record. Gene Ontology annotation, molecular function: alpha-1,2-mannosyltransferase activity.
CCAAAACAAACCGCUCUCGCCGAUCAAUAUUUGAGUUUUCUCUGAAGAAAAUUAAAGUUCAUAUCAUUUAAGUGAAUCGAGGAUGGAUUCCAAAUCGAUCAAAUCCAAAAAUGCGUCCCUAGUGUCCUACUAUAUUCUGUGCUUUCUCCGGGUGGCGAUGGUUUUCAUCCCGCAGGUGGGCUACAUCCAUCCGGAUGAGUUUUUCCAAUCCGUUGAAGUCGUUACCGGGGACGAAUACGGCCUGGAAGUGACCCGUACCUGGGAAUUUAACAGCACCUUUCCGAUCCGGUCGAUGGCGAUUCCGUUCUUUGGAAUGAAGCUGCCGUUCAGCUUUCUUCGGUUCCUGUCGAUGUAUACAAAGUUCCUGUUCGAUGUAAACCUCCGGGGAAGCUAUGUGACGUUGGUGUUUCCCCGCUUUCUGAUGGUGAUGCUUUCGUUCGUGAAUGAUUGGAGCUUGCAGAAGGUUUGCCAAGCUUAUGGGCUGCAGAGUCAGUUCCGGUUGAUGACGCUGGCCAGUUCGUAUGUUAUGUUGGUCUAUUCGACGAGGACGUUUACAAAUUGCAUUGAGAUGGCACUUUGUUCGUUGAUGUUGUACAUUGUGAGCGAUUGUAUGAUCCAUUCGAAUACGGUAAUUUACCAGAAGGAGUUUUUGGAGGAAAAGUAUCUCAAGGCGAAGAACACCGUGGAGAAGGUGAAGCUGUACAAGUUGAAGAUGUCCCUUCCGUCGCAUUCGCUGAAUAAGUGCGUUCUGAUGGCGACGCUUUGCGUCGCAGGCGUCUUCAAUAGGCCUACGUUUUUUCUCUUCGGUUUGCCACUGGUGUUCCAUUGGUUGCUGCGGGGAAUGGGAACCAGGACGGUGUCGUUUGCGGAUUUCAACGUGAGAAUAAUAACGUUUGUGAUUGCGUCGAUUCCAGCGCUUGUAUUCUUCAUCCUAGUUGAUUCGUUCUACUAUGGAUAUAUAACUCCGGCGGAAGUGGAACGACUGGACAUCAGUAUCAAUAAUUUCGUCGUGACUCCAUUGAAUUUCAUUCGAUACAACAUCAAUCCGGAGAACACAGAGAAACACGGAGUUCAUCCCUACUAUCUGCACUUGAUGGUCAACAUUCCCAUCCUGUAUAAUAUCCUGGGAGUUAUCGCCGUACUUUCUUUUAUGGUCAUGCUGCACCGCCUCGCUUCCAACGAAUACACUAGCCUCCCGCGAGCGCAAUCCUUCGUCGGACUUAUGCUUUCCGCAAUUUUCUUCCCCAUCGUCAUGCUAUCCUUCUUUAACCACCAGGAACCGAGAUUCUUGCUCCCGAUCACGCUUCCACUAAUCCUCCUUCAUGCUCCCAAGCUGAAAACCGGAUUCUGCUCAUCUUACCCUUUCCGAGAGCGUACUUAUCUUAAAGGCUUCCUGUACAACCACUUCCUAUGCACUCGCGUCAGCUCUCGGUAUCUUCUACGAGUCUGGUACUCAACCAACAUCGCCUUAACACUGUUCUACGGCUUCGUCCAUCAAGGAGGCGUAUACCAACUCGCCGAACACCUCAGUCGUCAACUCGAGAUCCGAUCGUCCGCCACUAACAUCCACCUGGCCACCAGCCACAUCUACAGCAUGCCGCAAUGCUUCCUCAACCAACCGAGCAGUAAUACGCUUCUAAUCAAUCCGGAAAAUGGUCAAAAGUACCGCCGUGGGAAGCGCUUCUUCCUCUAUGAAUACGGCAGCAUCAACCUGAACGAACUCUACUCCCGGCUAAAAGUGAUACUGGAUGCGUGUGAAAUGAAACAGUUCAGCUCCAACCAAAGAUACCUUCUGUACCUGGCCAUUCCCUCCAGCCUAUCCGAGGAACUGAACGAAGUCUUUCACAAUCGCUCCACCAUCCUGUUGAAGCACACCCAGAGCAAAGUGUUCUACCCGCACCUUUCGAUCGAGGCUAUGCCGAAACUCCAGGGCCAACACCUCUGCGGCAUCAACACCGAUGUGGACGAAAUCGGGGACACGUGCCCAAUCUACGCGUACGAAGACGAGCAGAAUCCAUUUUCGACGGCACGGAUCCUGAAGCAGUUCAGCUCGCUGGUGCACCAGUUUGGGUUGAUUCUGUACAAGAUUGAGGUGCGGAAGAAGAUUAAAUAACACCACGGUGGGGAACCGAUCAGCGCUACCGUUUGGAUGCGGAAGGACGUUCGCAGCUAGUCAUUUUCU